AUGGACGGUGACGGGACGAGAAAUGCAUUCGGUGAUGAGGAUAUGUUCGAGUCGACGUCCGAUACUGCCGCCCCAGCAAUGGUGCACGUGGAGCAGUCCAGUCGUGGCACAAUAAAACAUCCAGGCAAACAUUUUCUCGUUUCGCUUAGGCCUCUCGCAUUCCUCACUUCCUCCCAGUUCAUCAAAUGCUUCAUUCUUUGUCGUAGUUAUUAG
Messenger RNA from Gongylonema pulchrum, 213 nucleotides. The record is from the annotation of a GenBank genome assembly. NCBI's taxonomy places the organism in Eukaryota, Metazoa, Nematoda, Chromadorea, Rhabditida, Gongylonematidae.